This is a messenger RNA of Gambusia affinis (western mosquitofish), 8059 nucleotides long. RefSeq names its product protein phosphatase 2, regulatory subunit B'', alpha (gene ppp2r3a). Gene Ontology annotation, molecular function: calcium ion binding; protein phosphatase regulator activity. Gene Ontology annotation, biological process: protein dephosphorylation. Gene Ontology annotation, cellular component: protein phosphatase type 2A complex. The record is from RefSeq and is a predicted model, not a curated record. Lineage: Eukaryota; Metazoa; Chordata; Actinopteri; Cyprinodontiformes; Poeciliidae. The transcript has 13 exons. Bases 1065 to 5264 code for a protein of 1399 amino acids.
UGCUCAUUCUCUCCAUGAGCUGUCACACACACACACGCACACGCACACACACACACACCCAUACACACACACGCGCGCGCGCGCGCGUAGCGACGCGUACACACACGGAGCUCCUGUGUGUUGGAGCAAACCUCUGCUCCGUCUAGUCUCUCGGCUGCCGAGCCGCAGCUGGUUUGAUUCUGCGGGCAGCGCGGAGCCUCGUCGUGACAAGAGUUUUGGGGGAAUCGGCUGAAGGAGGAGUGAGCAGCGGAGAAGGAAGGUGGUGUCCUGCAGUCAGAUGCGCAUACUCGUUCGAACACAUGGCUGACAGCAUGAGGGCUUGAAAGAGCGUACAAGAGUGAGGGAUCUUAAGGCGCCCCAUCAUAGAGAGCAGACGGAGUCUCUGGCCAGUCCCCUGCUAUUUUGCAGCUGUGUUGGAGUCAGCAAGUGUUCUUCAGUCUUGCAGAGAAAAUGGGAUCUCUCUCUCUACAUGCCAUUUCCCUGUACAUGGGUACGGGCCAGAGCAGCGUAAAGCCUUCCUGGCCUUGAAUGAGACCUCUGGGGCUGUUCUGUGGAGGUAUUUGUGAUAACCCUCCUGGAUGUUCUCUUGUCACCCUCCUCCCUGGUAGUCAUUAGUGGCUAAUGAGCUGCUGCAGGAGACCAAAAGGAGAAUGCGCCUGUUAAGAGAGGCGGGACCUUACAGCUGUUAUUAAGAGAACCAGGAAUCUCAGACAAGAAGUCUUUGCCCUUCCAAAAAAAAAAAAAAAAAAAAAUACAAUCAAAGCCUUUGAAACCAGCAGCUUUGAAAUCAUGAACAUAUUUUAACUCUGAAAGUUUUGAUAUGUCUUCCUUUUCUGGUAUUAAUUAUUCAUAUUUUGUGUUAGUAUUAUGUCUGUUGACAAUGACACGAAUCAGAUCAAAGACGCAAUAUUUCGACAUUCAGCCAUUGAACAUGUAUGUGUUACUUUUUAAAACUGAAAAUUAUUAACAAGAGGAUCUUUUAUGAAACUUUGUUACACGUCUCUGGUUUGUUGUAAAUUUUAUUACCUUUGACCGUCUUAUGUUCUGAAAAAAAAUUGGCCACCAUGGCAGCAGCCUAUCGUGUCGUUGUAAGCAGUGUGAGCUGCUACAACAGCGUGGUGGUGGACCGACGUGCUCACUCCCAAGCUGUGCACUACUGUGCAGGGCCAUGCGGGGCGCUGUCCCAAGGUUUAGACUGCACCGUUGCACACCGUGGCACGUGUUCUGAGUUUCUUGUUGCCCCUGAUGCCACAUUCAAUGACUUCAACAGCUCGCCCAUACAACCCCGUAACAUGAUCUCUCCGCACCUUCCUAACCAUAAUAAACUUUGUAUUUCCAUGGAUACUGUUCAUAACGGUGGUCUGGAGAGGGCGGGCAGCAGUGACAAUUUGUCUUUAGGGGAAGUCAGCCCCACAUGGCGGGGUAAAAAGACCUCAAGUGGCACAGGAUCUAUUGGCAACCUGAGCUGCUCUGGCAGCUUGAAGGACAUUACUGAAGAGGCCAUUAACCUGGCCAGCGGCAAGCUCAAAGAAUUUUCUUUUGACAAGCUCCGCCUGUCCUCCUCUAGUCACGUUACUCUCCGCAAAGGUCGUAAAGUACGCCCUGACUCAUUUAGUCGUCGCUCAACUGACCUGGAGAUCAUCUAUGGCCACUUCAGCUCCAGUCUUACAGCAAACACAGCAACUAAUAGUAUGACAAAUGGAAUAAUUACUUCUAAUGAUGAAAAUGUGCCACCAUUUAUGCUAGGGAAAGGAAAUGGAGCAGAAGAAGCAAAGUUAAAGGGGAGCUCUGGUUCUCUGUCAGCCACCACAAAAGUGGGUAAUGGCUCAACAAGCAGCCUUUCAAGUAUUGGAUCACUGGACCAGAGUCUAAAUACCGUGGCAUCACUGUACCGCACCACCCUUGGAGAGGAGAACCUAAUUGCCCGACUGCUAGAGAAGACAAGGGCAGAGGCUGGCAGUGGGGGGGCAGGUGGUGAGGACAUCCGUGCCUGCCUUGACAUCCUGCUUAAAUGUUCUGAAGACCUAAAGAAAUGCACUGACAUCAUCAAACAAUGCAUCAGGCGCAAGGCAGGUGGAGGGCCAGAGGAUGGAGGAACAAAUCCUGACAGUGUUUAUCGGGCUGUGAUGACCCGACUCAGCUCCUAUCUUAAGAGACUUCCUUUAGAGUUGGAAGGGGUUGGAAGUUUGGGAGGCACGGGGCAGGGUGGUCAAGGCACACCUGGAAGUGGGCAUAGUGAUCUCGCUGAAUUGAUCAACACUAUUCACUCCAUCCAACAGGGACCCUUUUCUCCCAUCUUUGGCAAUGAACAACCUCCCCGCUAUGAAGACGUUGUGCAGUCACCUCCCAUAUCCAAGAAAUUUUUACACUCAACAACUUCUGCUCCUUCGUCAGCUUCACCUUCGUCCACAUUAUUAAAAUCAGAUUCCACCCAUACCAAAUCAGUCCAGAGUUCAGUUUCGCCAAAGGGUACCUCACUUACCAAUGGACUACAUGCUUCUUUGACCACCCAACACACUCUAUCUCCUCCACCUGUAACAUGUUCGCCUUCUAGUUCUUCUCCAACACACUCACCCUCCCUUCUUCGAAACUCUCCUACAUCAUCAUUCACACACACUCCCCCGACAUCACCCAUGGAAGCGCUAUAUAUCGAGGAAGAGGAGGCAGAAAUCGGAAAGACUGCUGAUCAUAUCUCACAGCUGACACACAUGCCAACCAGAGGGAUUAACAAUACCCAGAACAAAAAUGGAACUAUCACGGGGCAACAACUGCACUUAUCCCAAUCUAACACAACUAAUAACUCUUCACAUCAUUUGCCAGGAAGCUCUGGCUACAUUCCCACUUGGCCUUCCUCCACCUCUUUAACAGUCUCAACACCCAAAGCUACUUCACACAGAAAUGAUGACAUUGAUAAGCUACUGAUGGACUUGGAGAAUCUCUCUCAGAGUAUGAGCCAUCCUAGAACCACAGAGCCUCCACUUCCUGCUAAGACCAGGAAGAGAGGAGGAGCACAAGCUGUUAUCUCCAAUGAGUCUCUUACUCAAGCCAGAAUGGCUCAAUACCAGGUUCAAAAACCAGCCAGCCACCUGGCCAUGAAUGGCGUUAACUCCAGGGUGACCCAAAGCCCCACUCCUCCUCAGGGAGAGAACAGUGAACCUGGCACUGGAGAUGAAGAGGAUGGGGCACUGUUGUUGAGAAUUCUUGAGAGCAUUGAAAGUUUUGCCCAGGAACUUGUUGACUCUGGGGCAGGGAGUUCAGAUAGUGCGGAGAGAAAAGUUGGAAAGGAGAAGGAGGUGAUGAGGCUCCUGCAGGAUACACUGGUCACUGCCGGUAGGGCCGAAACACCAGACAACACAACCCCACCGGUAGUCCCCACUGCUCCCUCCACGCACACAGCUAUAGUCCAACCUGUGGCCUCAAACCACACUCAGGAAAAUCCGCCCAAGGUUUUAUCUGCAUUAGCUUUUAUAAGUGCAGCAUCUGAAGUGGCGUGCAAUGCUGCAGUUGAAUCUGAACCUAGAACUACAUCAGAUGCUGAUCCAGAAAAUUUGUCUAAGUCAGUGCCAGAUGAAACUACUGAAACUCCUACGGUCGAGGUUCGUUCAGAAUCCCCUCCUGCUUCUGGAGCUUAUACAGCUGGAAACCUUCAGGAUUGCACCCUUGAAGAUGAACCUGCACCUGCAGUCUCUGUAGAAGAACCAUCUUCUGUUGCCAUAUCAGCCACAGAAGAUGCCGUCAUUGCUGAUGGUGAACCCUUGGCUUCGACAAACACUGGUUCUACCCUUCUCAUCCAGCAGACUCCAGAGGUCAUCAGGCUCCAGCCCAAACUGGAAAAGAAGCCAGGAACACCUCCUCCAGCGCCGCCCGCAACCACAGCGUCUCCGCCCCCCACGCCACGUUCGCCGAGCCCUCCUCCAUCGCCGGUGAUCAUCACUCCCCCUCCUCCCGCCGUUAACAUUCCCAGGUUCUACUACCCUCGUGGGCUCCCUGCCCUGGGCCCGACUGCCAACCACGACGCAACCAUCGCUGCCAUAGAGACGGCCUUCGCCGAGUUCGAGGAGGAGAAGGCUGACAUAUAUGAGAUGGGCAAGAUAGCAAAGGUGUGUGGAUGUCCGCUUUACUGGAAGGCAGCCAUGUUCUACGCUGCCGGUGGUGAGAGGACAGGCUUUGUGUCGGUUCACUCAUUUGUUGCAACAUGGAGGAAGUUGCUACACAGUUGCCAUGAUGAUUCAUCGAGGUUUAUUUAUCUGCUAUCUAAACCUGGGCUUACGUACUUGGAACAGGAAGACUUCAUUCCUCUUCUCCAAGACAUUGUGGACACACACCCUGGACUCACGUUUUUGAAGGAUGCCCCUGAAUUCCACUCGCGCUACAUUACUACGGUUAUCCAGCGGAUAUUUUAUGUGGUGAACCGCUCCUGGACGGGCCGCGUCACCAUGACAGAGCUUCGCCGGAGCAACUUCCUGCAGACUCUGGCCCUCCUGGAAGAAGAGGACGACAUCAACCAGAUCACCGACUACUUCUCCUACGAACACUUCUACGUCAUCUACUGCAAGUUCUGGGAGCUGGACACCGACCACGACCUCUACAUUGACCCCAAGGACCUGUCGAGAUACAAUGACCACGCAUCCUCAAACAGAAUCAUCGACAGGUUGUUUUCCGGUGCUGUAACCCGGGGCAACGCCGUGCAGAGAGAAGGCCGGAUGAGCUACGCUGAGUUUGUCUGGUUCCUCUUAUCUGAGGAAGACAAGAAAAACCCAACCAGCAUAGAGUACUGGUAUCGCUGCAUGGACGUCGAUGGCGACGGCGUUCUCUCCAUGUUUGAGCUGGAAUACUUUUAUGAGGAGCAGUGCGAGAGGAUGGAGAGGAUGGGCAUUGAACCGCUGCCCUUCCAGGAUUUGCUCUGCCAAAUGCUUGACUUGGUCAAGCCCGAGAAUCCAGGUAAGAUAACCCUGAGCGAUCUGAAGCGCUGCCGGAUGGCUCACAUAUUCUUCGACACAUUCUUCAAUCUGGAGAAAUACCUGGACCACGAGCAGAGAGAUCCAUUUGCAGUGCAAAAGGACAUUGACAGCGAAGGUCCAGAGCCAUCUGACUGGGAUAAAUAUGCUGCAGAGGAAUAUGAGAUACUGGUAGCAGAGGAAACUGCAAACGAACAGCUCCAUGAAGGGACGUUUGAUGACGACUAUGAAUCUGAGGAGCUUCAAGUCCCAGGAGAGAUUGGGAAUAAGAUGGAAAAACUGGUCAUAUCCGACCUGUCGGCAUAAAUCUCUUUUCGUGGAUCUGCCGGGCAUCUGCGUGUGGGUGAAACAUGCGUGGCGUGACUAUGCAUUCACACACAUGAACAGCACAAUAUCUCUGCUCUUUGAUCCAUUUGAGAAGACAGUCGGUGACGGUGGAGAGAAAAAGAACUGCUUGAUAAGCUCGCCGGAGACGGGGAGAAAACUGCUUAACUGUAAAAACAAACAGAAAAAAAAACUUAUUUGUGAAUUUUCUACUGACAAUCAUGCCAAAAGACAAUCUGUUUUCUUUUCUUUCUUUUAAAAAAAAAAGUUUAUACUGUUGCUGUGCCAAAGGUUAGACCGACGCAGAGAAACAUUUAGCUGAGAGCUCUUUAAAGUUGUUAAAGCCACUGCCACUGAGGAUCAACAGCGCUCUCCUCCCUGUGACGUACGCACAGACCCGGCCCUCAGGAACUUGCUGCGUGUGCAGUUUGUCACUGCGUUUCUGGUAAAGGAAGUUGUUAACACUCAAGUCCCCACAGGGAGAGGUCAUGUAACAGUUCGGGAACGAUUGCAACACCAUCUCCUCUCUGUGGCCAGUAUGGGCUACUGCAUGGAUCAGGACCACUGGGUUUUUACUUGCCGUGUUGGUGUUGGUGGUCCGGUCCCCCUCACUGCCGGAGAUGCUCAUCCUCUCCCGGACUCCCCCCCCCCACACACACACACUCCCCUUUUGAAGUCACGGACUGUAAAGCUCAAUCCCUGCAUUUCAGAUGACGUCGAGGAAAGACGCACAUGACAGGAAGUGUGCUGCCAGUCGUAUCAAACUCUCUGGUAGGGUUGUCCAAACAUUUCCACGUGUCACCUGUGUGAUAAUGCAAACAGUAUAUUUUAUUUUAGGAUAUGUGUGUCCCACCUGCUGGUCUCCUUCAGCAUUUUUUUUUCUUUAUUUUUACACUUUUAUAUCUCUAAUAUGCUAGAUCUAACAACUAAUGUCUCCUGUCCCCAAGCACAGGCACAGCCCAGUAUUAUUAGUUAUUAAAAUAGGUUAAAGGGUAUAAAAAAUUAUUAUUGUUAUUAUUAUUUUACAAUUUCCUUCACCAUGUUGAACAGCUGUCUGUUAAGCAUCUUUUGUCCAGAUGUUGUAAGUUGCCAUUCACAUGUGCGGUGAAUAGUGACUACACUUUAUGAUUUGCAUACUUGUUGUUAGACAAAAACAAUUUGCAGUUAAAAUUAUGAAGUUGUUCAUGCUGAACAUGCUGUUCUUUUGUUAACAUUUCGGUCUACCCCAUGUUGUUAGUGGCUUUUGCCCUAUUGAACACAGCAUACACGAUGUACCAUAGCUUUUCUGACAUCUUGUCCCAGUCACUCGGAUCACACAGAUUGAGGGAAAACUCCUGAUUGUGUUCUUUUUUUUUUUUUAUUUGAUUUUUUUUUAAAGGGAUGGUUAAACAUUUUGAAGUGAAGUUCUAUAAAGUUUAUCCGGAGUUGAAGUCAGUAAAUAACUCUCCUGAUUUAAUGAAAAUCCAGAUUAAUUGAAACUGGAGGUUGAAACUAGCAACUAGGACCAAACUGAAAAUGAAAAAACUUAAAAAGUGUCAAAAACUAAAUAGCAGUUUGCGUUAGCUGGUUUCUUCUUGAAACUGCCGUCCUAUUUGUAUUGGAUUGCUUUUUUUUUUUACAGACCAAUUAGUGAAAUUAGUGAGUCACAAUUGAACGUCCUGAAUGAAACACACAGUAACAACAGAAUUGACCACAAUAAUCUGCUUUGGUCUCAGCCCCUCUUGGACUAGCAGUUCGCUUUGCCCUCCAGGACCAACCAAUCUGGAUUGAAACUAAACAACAAUAAUAACUCCUUAAUUUAUUAUUAUUAUUUUUUUUAAAUAUCCGUUUAAAUGACAUUAUUUACUUAUGUUGCACUCACAGGGACAAGUGCCUGUGUCUACCUAAGCUAGCACCAUGUGAAGGCUUACAAAAUCACUGGUGGAAAAGUGUGUUUUAGGAGCACUUGUUUGGUGUUGCCAUUAAGGUUGUGCUGAAUAGCUUUGCAUUGCACAGGUUUUGAUUAUUAUUAUUAUUUUUAAAUCAGGAGUAGAUCUGGUCUUGUCUCAGAUUCACUGCAACAUACCUCCUCUUGUUGUACACAGUUUGUAUUCAAAGGGAUUUAGAGCGUCUACCUUAAACUCUCCAAUUCUGCUUUAUACCAAUUGUAAAUCUAUCUUGUGUAUUAAACUGUACUUUAACAACUUUCACAAUAUAAGCCAUUAAGCCAUUCGAGCUGUGAUAAGCCUGAUUAUUUUAUGACUUGUCAUGAUUUGUAUUGUUGUGCCACUGUGUGGCUUGGUAGGGGGGAGGGGGGAAGGGGUAAAUUAUGGUAGAUGUGUGUUUGUUAGCUUGUUAGAUUUGUGGAGUUUUAUCACUAGAAUUAGAUGAAAUCCUCCGUUUUCUCCAUUCUGACAAUCACACAAACGGAAACCUUUAAGCUUUCUCUCUCAUACAACACUCACUCUCUGUAUGUAAAAAGAAGAGGGUUGUUAUACUUAACAUUUCUGUUCUAUGCAAUGUUGUCCCGGUGCUCAAAUGUGACGCAUCACAAGAUGAAAGAAGCCAUGCGGGACUGAAGAGUUAUAUCUCUGUAAGGAGAGAGGCAGGAAGGACUUUUAUUGUGACAUUCUUUCUCUUGUACAGAGACGACAGGAGGAUGUUCAUUGUUGGAUAUUGUGUGGGCAUGGUUUUUGUUCUUUCCUGCUUUCUUACUUGCUGACUUUCUUUCCCUUUUCUUAUGCUGCCUUAAUCUGAAGUUUAUGGUUAAGACAUUUUCAAUAAAGCUGCUUCAGUAA